AUGGAAGGAACUCAAGUCUGCUCAUACUUUACCAAUAUACCACCUGAAGAUUUGAAUAUUUCCAAAUUUUAUAAGCACCGCCAGCAAGAAAAAAACUUCACUGGCUCGUUCCAAAAGGAAGCUUUUACACUCAGGAAAUCUCUCGAUUAUCUUAUGAAAGACGGCUCACCUGAAGUAGCAAAGUAUUACGCUACUCUUUUAGAUAAAAAGUUCAAGGCAAGUAUUGUUUUGUUGCUGAGGGUUUUAAACAGUGGUUUAGAGCACUCACUGCGACUAAAAGAGAAGUCUACGCGUCAUCUCUUUGAUGAUCUACGUGUUCGUCGUCAUCGCACAAGUGAUAUGGAUUCAAAGCUAUUCUGGGAUAGAAUUGAGCUUGAUGCUGAAAUUGAAGUAAAGAGGAGGGAAAUGCGAUUGGCAGAAGCUGGAACAGUGACUGGCAUCAUGAAGAGAAUUGACGAGGCUCUGAUAUGA
This is a messenger RNA of Funneliformis mosseae, 471 nucleotides long. The record is from the annotation of a GenBank genome assembly. Lineage: Eukaryota; Fungi; Glomeromycota; Glomeromycetes; Glomerales; Glomeraceae.